CGGAAGCCGCUGCAGGAGCGCACGGAGUCUCACCUCCGCCGCCAUGACGGGCAGCUUCUGCCCAAAGCUUCCGGCGCUCUCCCUGCGUGUCUUUCCGGGAGCCGGCAGCUACCACUCUCACCCGCCGCGCUUCUCUCCGCCCCACUGCGCCUGUCUUGGGCCCUCCCCGGCCGCCUGGUGCUGCCACUGGAGGGCUGGCGUGGUGACACGGGUCGCAGGCGAGCGCAGGCUGGCGUGGGAUCCACAGCUCGCUUUUCAGCACGAGAAGUCCCAUUCCCCGCAGGCCAGCGGCGGGUACGCGUUCUGAGGGAUCGCUACAGGGGGAAACCGGUCGGCGCGGGCUGGAGGGUAGGCUAGGCGAGGCGGGCUGUGCGGCCCGGCCCCGCGGCGCCAGCUCACUGGGAGAUCUCUGCUGCAGCGGCGUGCAGGCCUCUGCUAUGGGCUUGGCUUUAACUCCCGAAAAUCGCAGUCCUUCGGGAUCAUCUCUCCCUCAUCGGAGCGAGUUAAAGUCGUAUCACAUGAGCACAAGCACUGUAUUGUCUUUGAGGAGUGUAUAGUGCAGCAAAGCGAGAGCAUGUGGGCAGUAUGUUCAUCUGAGUGCAAGUGUGUUCCUGGUUUAUGAUUAUGUUCAUUUGCAGUGUCUUUAGAGGGAAAAAAUAGUGUUCUGUUUUGGGAAAUGUGCUGUAAUUUAAAAAGGAGGUUUUUGCUUCUGUAUGCAACACAAAAGGGGCAGGCAAAAGCCAUAGCUGAGGAAAUAUGGCAGCAAGCAGGUGCCCAUGGACUUGAAGCUGAUAUGCACUGUAUAAGUGAAAUGGACAAGUAUAACCUGGAAACAGAAAAGGAUCCUGUAGUUAUUGUUAUUUCCACUACUGGUACUGGAGACCCACCAGACACUGCCCGCAAGUUUGUAAAGAAAAUUCAAGACAGGACCUUGCCACCUGAUCAUUUUGCACAUCUCCAGUAUGGAUUGCUAGGUCUGGGAGAUUCAGAAUACACGUUCUUUUGUAAUGGUGGAAAGACAGUAGACCAACGACUUCAAGAACUUGGUGCCCAGCAUUUCUAUGACACAGGCUUAGCAGAUGAUUGUGUAGGUUUGGAACUAGUGGUUGAUCCUUGGAUUGAUGGACUUUGGCUUGCUCUUAAGGAAGCAUUUCUGUUACAGAAAGAAAAAGAAGGCAUGAGCAGUGAUGCUGUUUCUAGCUCACUCUCUUCAGCUCCACACGUUGAGCAUGAACUAAACUUAAGCUCAGAAGUACAGAACUUGAAGGUAGAAGAUGAAAGAGUGAGAAGUUCUGGUGUUCUGACACAGAAACUGGUUGACACCCAUCUUGCGGCUUCAACUAGAGACACCGAACCUUCACUUGUUCAUUCUGUCCCUCCUCUCUCUCAGUCCGCUCUUAAUAUUCCUGCCUUGCCACCAGAGUAUAUAGAGGUGCAGUUUCAAGACACCCACGGUGAGAAUCCACAUCUGUCCUCACUGAUUUCAGCGGGAACAACCUUUGAAGUGCCAGUUACCAAAGCAGUUCAGCUCACUAGAGACGAUGCGAUAAAAACUGCAUUGCUCCUAGAACUUGAUACUGCAGAUACGGUCUUUGACUACCAGCCUGGAGAUACCUUCUGUGUAAUAUGUCCCAACAAUGCCAGUGAGGUGGAAGAGCUUCUUCACAUCCUGGGACUUUCUGAAAAAGGAGAGUACUUCGUUUGUGUUAGGGUUAAGGAGGCCACCAAAAAGAAAGGAGCAGCUUAUCCACAACACAUCCCUGAAAGAAGCACUCUGAAAUUCAUUCUAACCUGGUGUCUGGAAAUAAGAGCAGUUCCAAAAAAGGCAUUUUUGCGAGCUCUUGUAGAAUAUACAAGUGAUAUGGGAGAAAAAAGGAGGCUUCAAGAGCUUUGCAGCAGACAAGGAGCCUCUGAUUACAUACGCUUUAUUAAAGAUUGGAAUGUUUGUUUGCUGGAUUUGCUUCAUGCUUUUCCAAGCUGCAAGCCUUCACUUAACCUGUUAAUUGAACAUCUUCCUAAAUUGCAAGCCAGAUCCUACUCAGUGUCAAGUUCAAACUUAUAUGAACCAGGAAAACUGUGUUUUGUAUUUAAUAUUGUGAAGUUCCCUGCCUGUCCUGCUAGACCAGUCUCACGGAAAGGAGUAUGUACAGGGUGGCUUGCUGAGUUAGUUGCGCCUCUACUGCACUCCAGUAAAAACCCUCUGGAUACAAAAGGGCGAAGCUCUUUAACUGAAAAGAUAUCUAUUUUUGCUCGUCCAAACAAUACUUUCCACUUGCCUGCAGACCCAUCUAUCCCAUUCAUGAUGCUUGGUCCAGGAACAGGAAUUUCACCAUUUAUUGGUUUCCUGCAACACAGGCAAAAGCUCAGAGAAGAACAUAUUGACUGGGAAUUUGGAGAGACAUGGCUUUUUUUUGGUUGUCGGCAUCAAGAUCGAGACUAUUUGUUCAAAGAUGAGCUCAGAGGUUUUCUUGAAAAUGGCACGCUAACUCAUCUUAAAGUUUGUUUCUCAAGAGACUCUUCAACUGCAGAAGUAGCACCACCUAAAUACGUACAAGAUGUCAUUAGGCUUUAUGCUAAGGAAGUUACCAGAGUCCUGCUGAAAGAAGGAGGUUACUUCUAUGUGUGUGGAGAUAAGAAGCGCAUGGCUGAUGGUGUAAGUGAUGCUGUAGUGGACAUUUUAAGCAUGGAAAUGCAAGUUGACAAAUUGGAAGCAAUGAAAACCCUGGCCAUGCUUCGAGAAGCAAAACGAUAUUUGCAGGAUGUUUGGAGCUAAAUAUUUAGCUUUUCCUAUGUAUUUAUAACACAAAGAUUUCAUUUAACACAUAAACUUUUCACUAAAAGUUAUUGUCAAAAGCACUGUCUGUAGUCACCCAAAUCUCAACUUUCUCUAUUGACCUUUCAAGGAAGACUAUGAAACCUUUUAAACCAUAAUAAGCCAGGCUGCCUUUUGUACGGUAUUUGUUUUUAAGUGGUGUUACAUAAUGGACUGUCUGGGUGCCUUGAUUCUCUCAUUUUAGAAUUGAUUUAAUGUAGAAAGUAAAAAAUUUUGGCACUGGUACAAAAAUGUUCACGUUACAUCAUGGGAUUUUUUUUCUAUCAUAUAUACAGACAGAAGGUACGAUUAAAUACGUUACAUACCUAAUAUGUCAUUAGGUACAUUACUGACUUGCCAAGAUUUAUUUGAACACUUUCUAGAUCAUUUCUGAGAAGAAUUCUAUUUUUUCAGCUUGUGUAAUGACAGUAACUGCCCAAAGGAGUGAAUGUUCAGUGUUGCACAGAAAGGUUACUGCAUUCUGUCAUUCCAUCACAUCUCAAAGUUUUGCUCCACUUCAUGAUAAUCCUUAUUAUAUUUUCCUGCAUAAUUCUUUUGAAAUUAUUUUCAUUCCUGUCUCUGAAAUGUUUGUGGUUCAAUUUAUGAUCAGAUUCACUAGCUGGGUUGAAUGUGGUUGCUAGAGAAAUACUGCUUAGUAAAUACUUUCUCA
Molecule: messenger RNA, 3482 nt
Organism: Colius striatus (speckled mousebird)
Lineage: Eukaryota; Metazoa; Chordata; Aves; Coliiformes; Coliidae
Gene: MTRR
Product: 5-methyltetrahydrofolate-homocysteine methyltransferase reductase
Exons: 16
Coding region: 677-2773 (698 amino acids)
Biological process (GO): homocysteine metabolic process
Cellular component (GO): cytosol
Molecular function (GO): FMN binding; [methionine synthase] reductase (NADPH) activity; flavin adenine dinucleotide binding
Source: RefSeq, a predicted model, not a curated record